AUGAGCGCUCUGCUGCUGCGGUGGCUGAACGAUGAACUCAAACUGCACCACAAAGUUGAGGUGCUGGAGCGGGACGCCAGCAACGGGUACAUCAUCGCAGAGGUGCUUCACCUGCAAGGCUUGGAGCCGCAUCUCGAGAGGUACGAAACCUCGUCCACCACUGCAGCCAAGAUCCACAACAUGGAGCUCCUAGGCCAGAAGUUCGAGGGGCUCUGUGUCCCGUUCCCAGUGAACACCCGCCGGGCUAUCAUGAUGGAGGAGCGCUCCGCUGUGCUCCAGUUUCUAUUGCAGCUCAAGGACUUCCUACGCCGACGCCCCAAAGGCAGACCGGAUACAGCCAAGGCCAAGUCACUAGCGAUCGAGGAGCCCACGAAAGCGACGUCAAGUGCCACCAAGUCGGAUCUCCCUCCACGCGACGUUGAAGAGCGCUUCAUAGCGACCACGACCAAGAAGUUUCACCCGAAAGAGGUUCGCUUCCACAAGGGCGUCGACAUGGCUGUGUACCUGCGCAAGUUCGAGCAAGCGCAGUGGAACGCUGAAAACGAGCUAGACGAUCUGCACCAACAAGCCAAAGCCGACAAAAGUGCCAACUCGGCAGCAGGGUACGCUGCCGCACGCGCUCAUCUACAAGAGAAGGCAAAGUUCAUGCGCGAUUGGGACCGUGAACACCACGAAAAGUGGCAGCAAACCCAGCGCCGCUACCUCGCAGCAGAGCGCGAUGACCUGCGACUCGAGCUGGCCUUGGAAGCUCGGAGGCAAAUUUAUGCCGAGGCUAAACUGGCAGAAAGCCAGCAAGAUGCUGCAGUUGGGGUGGUCGAGUUCGAGAAGAACAUGAACAGACUGGGGCUGGCUUCUGGCGGAGCAGAACAAGCUCUGCAUGCAAUUCCAGCGAGUGACGCUGGCUCGCUUGCACAUUUCCGCAGCCUCGAGAAGCGCGUGGACGAUCUCGACUUCCGGCCUUCGAACAACGUCAAAAUGAUGAAAGAACUGCGGAAGCGGCGGAAGGCGCAGCUAGCAGCGGAGAAAGACCGUCGUAUGAGGAGACAGAAAGCCCUAGCGGACCAGAAGAAGUCUAUUGAGGCUCAUGAGACGGGAAGGCUGCAGGGUGGCGAUAACCAAAACUCCAUUCAUCUGACCGAUGCAGACGCAGCCAAGGCGUUGGAGGUACCAGAGGAGAGUGGGCCUCUUGUAGUAGAUCCACGUCAAAAGUACUUGGAUGACAAGCGAGAAGAGCUGGAGGAGAACUACGCACGCUUGCGAGAGUCUGGAAGUAUGAGGCGGGAAGAAGACAUGAAGGUGCUGGAGGAGCUUCGCUCGGCGACGCGGAAGAAGGAGCAGCUCCGCAAGUGGGACGUGUGCUCUGAUGCAUUAGACGGAUUGAUUUCGUUAGCACUGGCAGUCGUAUCGUCCAGCGAUAGGGACGUACUUGAUAUUACCCCACUGAAGAAGCAACUCUUCCUUCAAGUCGCUCCUUCAAAGCCUUCACACUGCGAUCAGGGUGGGCAGGAACUGCGUUAUGAGCUGGAAGUAUCGAUUCAGAACUUUUUGUCGGGCUCGGAAGUCUGGGCCACGCUUCCGCUGCAGUCCCGACUUACCACAUUCGACGUCAAACCCGACAUUCAAGCUCUGGCUGACAGUUGGGGGCAACAGGGCGCAGCGUUGGAUACAAGUUGGAGCUUCCCUCCCUCGUUCGUCUUCCUGAGUGUGUUCACAGAGGACGAAAGCGGCGUCGAGCUUGCUCAACGCGUCUCGACAGAGCACCACCUGGCGUUCCUGCAACUGGAUCUGCUCGUAGACGAAUGUGUAAAGUUGAGCUACGACCCUCAGAAGCUAGGAGAUCAAGUGGCGGCUCUGAGUGACCGGGAGCGGGAGCUCGGUGCUUUCGGCUCGAAGAUCUCUGCCCUCCGACAGAAGAACACGCCGAUCCCCGACACAAUGGCGGUAGAUAUCGUCGCGAAAGCCGUCUCGCUCUGCAGACGAGAAGCAGCCAUCGAUGGUGCCUCAAACCCGUCAGUGGGCGGAUGCAUGCUACACAAUUUCCCUAGGUAG
Molecule: messenger RNA, 2049 nt
Organism: Phytophthora sojae
Lineage: Eukaryota; Oomycota; Peronosporomycetes; Peronosporales; Peronosporaceae
Exons: 6
Coding region: 1-2049 (682 amino acids)
Molecular function (GO): protein binding
Source: RefSeq, a predicted model, not a curated record